AAGAGUAAUUAUCCUCUAGAACACCCAUUUCCAUGCCUGGAGACUUUGAGGUUUGAUUGCAUGCCUGAGUGGGAGGAAUGGUCUUGUGGUACUGGAGAUCAGCCAUCUGAAUUUCAGUUCCCUCGUCUUCAUCAGCUAAGCAUUUACAAGUGUCAGAAACUGGCUAAAGUCUCAUCUUUGAGUCUUCCUUAUCUUCAUGAAUUAGAUCUUCACGAAUGCAGCAAGGUGAUACUGCAUAGUUUCAAGCAUCUGAACUUGCUUACAUACUUAAAGCUUGAAUCAGUUACUGGGUUUACAUGUAUCUCAAGAGAUCUUAUGCAGUACACUGAAAAACUUGAAGCCCUCGAGAUCUGUAACUGUGACGAAUUUAUCUCAUUGUGGGAACAUGAUGUGUCCACAGAGAGUCUUACAUGCCUGAAACGUCUUGUUGUAGAAGACUGUUCGAAUAUUGUCUGCUUAGGGGAUGAGGAUCAACAGCUGCCACUUAAUCUUGAAGUCUUGGAAAUAUUUGGUUGUCCGACUUUAAGUUCCUUGCCCCUGGAACUGAGUAAGCUCAAGAACUUAAGGGAGAUAAUCAUCAAGACUUGCCCAAAACUGGUUUCCUUUCCAGAGACAGGUGUCCCACCCAUGCUUCGACGCCUUUUGUUACAAGGUUGUAAUGCCCUGAACUCCCUUCCAAAUGGCUUGUCUAAUCUGGAAAGAUUGGAGCUCAAGGAUUGUUCAUCAUUGAGGGCCUGGUCAGAAAGUAGCUUUCCAACUACGUUCAAGAAAGUUGUCAUAAUAAAUGUUGAGCAUCUAGAACCAGUUUCAGACAAAAUUUUUGAGCAGAACCGCAGCAUGUCUCUAGCAGAACUUAAUAUUUCCAAUUGGGAGAAUGUCGGUACUUUACUUCGCCACAUGCACUGUUUUUCCCACCUUGCUGAACUACACAUAUCUCAUUGUGAAACCUUGGAGUCUUUUCCACAGCAAGGAUUGCCGACACCAAAUCUGCGGAUCCUUUCCAUUGAAUAUUGUUCCCAACUCAAAUCUACACCCUCAAAUAUUCACCGCAUCUCAUCCCUUGUUUCAUUGGAAAUCCGUGGUUGCUCAAACCUUGAGACUUUUCCCCAAGCAAACUUGCCUUCAAGUUUAACUUCACUUCGGAUAUGGGAUUCAAGGAAACUCAGGCCCCUGGCUGAAUGGAAGCUUGACAGACUCACCUCUCUUAAGGAACUUUCCAUCUGUGGUGGUUUCUCAAAGCAUGAUUCUUUUGCUGAUGAUGAAAACCUCUUUCCUUCCUCAAUAACAAGGUUUUCUAUUGCAAGGUUCAAAAAUCUCAAAUCGCUGUCAAAAUGUCUUGAUAGAUUGACCUCCCUGCAACAUUUAUCUCUCAUGACCUGUCCUAAACUUAAGACCUUGCCUAACGAAAACAUCCUCAAUGGACUUUGGCGUCUUGAGAUUAGUAACUGUAAGAAACUCAAAGAUCAAUGCAUGAAAGAUGGAGGUGAUUAUUGGUCGAAGAUAGCCAACAUUCCCUGCGUGGAGAUAGACGUCAAUGAAAGGAACCCUGAUUCUACUUGAUUGAGGUGUAUACAGGGAAGAAUAUGCAUUCCAAAACUACUAGCUGGGUGACAAGAUGAAACAAAUGAACCCUUUCCCAAGUGGUUACGAGCAUAAACAGUGGAUAUCUAGGUUUUCAUAGGCUUUGUUCAGAACCCUUUUAUUAACUUCUGCCUGCCGCAGAGCAUCUACGUCAACUUUGAUCAUAAAACAGUGAAUGUAACGACAGUUUUUAAGGUAGUGAACCAUUACCAAACGUAUAUGUGUUGAAUCGGAAUUAUAAAAUGAAGAAACUAAAGCCAAAAACGAUCUUUCUGCCUUCAGAUUUAAGGAUAAACAAUAUAAUUCAAACCAUGGCCAAUAUAAUCUGAGUCAAUAGAUUAGAUACUACGUACUCUUAAAGCUAUAAGAAAAGAUGCUGCCGCAGAAGUGAUAACAAAACCACAAGAAAGAAUGAAUCUCAUGGAAUAUAAAUUGGCAGGGAAGAAAAUUUAAGCACAAGUGAUACAACAUAUGCAUGCACAUAAUAUUAAAAAAUAAAUUCAUGUACAAUGGCAUCGAAGUGGAACAGAAACACCCGAGGGCUUUCUCCUCUCUCGAGUUACGGCUUCCUUUAUCAGCGGGAGCUUUUGGAGGACCUUUUUCCAUAUAUGAUUCACUGCGCCAUUCGGAGGCGAAGGUCCUAUACCACCCGGAUAACCAUUAUCAUAGUCAAAUACAGGCUGAAUCUCUGCCAUUUUUCUCCUCAAUUUGUUCUUCUGCUCAUCAGAAAAGCUUUUAAGAUGAUUGACAAGCCAAUUUGGCGUCAGUGCAUCAUUAACUGCAACAAAUACUGCAAAUUCUGAAUAAUCCACGAUUCCUUCAAAGGGGAGCUCAAUCUCGUCACUAACUACUACAGGAAUACAGAGACUUUGUAUGGCAUCAAAAAGUCUGCACGAGGUAGGUGUGUCCCCCGCAGGGUGCAAGCAGAACUCAGAUGUCCUCAUACCAUGUAUAGACUGUUCCUUGCCAGUGGCAUUAGGAAAGCCUUCUUCCAUCACAACUGCAGGUUCAUUCACCAGUAAAUCCCACAAUUUUUCUCGGACUAGGCCACCCUGUAGAUAAGGGAACCUCCUGUUAGAUAUCACACACGGGACAAUAUUAUUACUUCUAGACUGGAAAAGAUUAGAACACACAUUUUACAGACAGUAUGAUUUUAGGUCAUCAAGCUACAGACAGAACCAAUAGACUAUACAGAGAUGAUUGAAUUCGAACUCAUAGAAUCGGGCUCAAAAGAAGAAAAAAAUGCCUUCGGCUUUCCGCACCUCCAACAAAGCACAAAUGUCAUCCUAUUGCCCCCGAAACACAACAAAAACAAUUACCACCGCAACUAAGCCUUUAUAAAGCAAUGCGGAGUCAAACACCGACUAUAUCGAUCAAACAUCACCAUCGUGCUUUACCCAAACCCAAAACAUAAUAACUCUUUCGAAAAGAAAGAGAUCCAGAAAGCAGGACAGAUUGACAUGAAAAGCAAAAGAAGAGAUAUGAAAGAGAAACGGAGACUGCCAAUGAACUAUUCCAUGUUUAGGCACAUGAAGUAACUACAAUUAAUUAUUGGCAAAUCAGUAUAGCAUACCAAUUAAGCGAUUAAUCAUAGUUGAUGCAAAAUUUUGGUCCUUCGAUACCGACAUUACAAGAAACAAUACAUAGAUAAGUUCUGAUUAGAAUUAAUAUCAUCUAGCAUAUAAAAAAGAUUGCUCAGUUCUCAUAUGCAAACCUCAUUCAUGAAUCGCGACUGUCAUCUAGCCAUUCCAAGAAAAAACAAAAUGCGGACAAUUGAUGAAAAAAUCUUAUACUUAUGUAGCCUAAAAACACAAGGUCCUACAUUACAGUGAUAACGAUCUUCACCUAAGAACCCAAUAAAAUGAAUAACUAUAAAGAAAUGUCAUAUUCUUCCAAAAUGAAGUUCAAAAGGAACAAUAAUUUUAAACAGUGCAGUAACAUACAUGACAGGUAAAAUAUAUUGCAGACAGAUCGUUAUAAUAACUUAAAAUCUUCAGCAAAAUUGUGAGAGACGUGUUUCAGAAGACAAAUUUGUACAUUACAAUUCAGAUGAUACCAUUGCACAGAUAAGCAGGGCUAUUGUAUAGUGGCCCAUCAAAGUAAAGAACCCAAAAAGAUUUCUGUUAGCUCCCAUUAGUCAUUAUUUGGUGAUAGUUACAGGGCAGAUACAUAUACAUCCAAAAGGUUUUAGACAAGAUUACUAACCCGAUGCCUAUGCUUAGCUCCUUUAAAGUAAAGAAGUGUAUGCCGCUUCUUGUUUUCUGAUAUAUGCAACCUAGGCAGUAAAUGGGUGUAGGGUACAAUAACAUCUUUCAGCAGCGAAACCUGGGUAUGAUGGAUCAUAUCUGAUGAGUUAUCACUUGAUCCUUUUGAGUCCACCUUGUACCAUCCACCAAAAUCAACCACCAGUAGAAUUGCAGGGGCUAUCUCCGCUUUAACAUGCCACAUGGCAACAGGGUCUGCCAAAGAAUGCUUCAAGGUUUAACACAACCUGACAAUUCAAAGACUAAAUCAUAAGCUGCUACAGCAUGCACCACAGUUGCCAGCCCUUUAAUUUCAAUUCUGAAGAUAAUAUAAGAAAAGAAGUUCGAAAACACACAAUCACAAACAGACAAUUCACAAAACCCCACAAGACAAUGAAAUGGUGUGAAGAUGUGUUUCUAUAAUUCCGAAAGCUACGUUGUAGGCAAUCUACAACCAGUGACGAUUAUAAGAAUUGGUGUUCUCAACGUUCUUGUCCGUAAUAAUCUUUAUAUCAAGUAACUUCGCAUACUCUUCACAUUAAAACCAACAGGAAAAUGAAAUGAAAACUACAGGGAAUUCUAUCAACGAAACAUGCAAAACAUUUUCUCCCCCAAGUUCAUUUAUCAGACCAUAAUCAACCAGACCAUUGUUUCGAUUCAAUAUACAAAAACACAGAAGUCCAAACAUAUUUACUCGAGUAAUUAACGAGUUACCAGUAAGAACAAAGACAUGAUCCCGGCCACCAGACCUCUGCCAAGCCUCAGACUUCUUCACAAGAUCCAGCACCAUUUUCUGCCUCUGAUAGUCCUCAUUAUCCUCAACCUUCUUCCGGAACACUCCCUUAUUCAAACCCAGCUGCAAUUCCGCACUGAGGGUAGCGAAAAAUGGAACAAAAAUCACAUCAGCCUCAUCAAUACUAAACACUCUUUUAGCUAAAGAAUCCUUCUUCAGCUCUUCGGGAGUUACCAAAUCGCCCAUGAUCCAGUACUCUGCACUGUACUGCUUAAUCAACGGGCUCUCAGGAUAUGGAAGGAACUUUUGAGAAUCUUUAGACGAAAGGGUCUUUCUGAUCUCAUUGUCUACUUCACUUCCAAGCCUCGAAUCAGAGGUUAAAGACCAGUACUUCUCUAAGAGCCCAUAGUUGAGGGAUCUGGGAAGGUCCGCUACGUAGACUCUGACGGAAUUUUGAGAAAUUUGAAGGUUAUUGUGGAGAUUAAGCGACGGGGUUAUAGUGGGAUUGAAGCGGAAAAGGAAGAGGCAAAGUGAGACGACGCAAAGGAAGGAGAUAGACAGGAAGAGAGAAGAAACGGUGCAGGGGAAAGUGGUUGGGCCGGCAGCGGCACCGCCGGUGCUGGAGCUGGUUUUCACUGGCAUUUUGGGAUCCGAUUUCCGGCCUUGCCGUUAAUAUGGGCGUUUCGGAUCCAAACGAUAUAUCUCUAGCACACUAGUAGUAAAUCCUUAAAAAGGAAUAAAAAGGUUUUAUAUUGACUACUAAGAGUGAAACAAAUACUACUGCAUAUUAUUUUCUC
Molecule: messenger RNA, 5354 nt
Organism: Oldenlandia corymbosa var. corymbosa
Lineage: Eukaryota; Viridiplantae; Streptophyta; Magnoliopsida; Gentianales; Rubiaceae
Source: the annotation of a GenBank genome assembly